Rotaria socialis is the source of this 1209-nucleotide messenger RNA. Lineage: Eukaryota; Metazoa; Rotifera; Eurotatoria; Philodinida; Philodinidae. The record is from the annotation of a GenBank genome assembly.
AUGAAAAAUGCUGUCGAAGAAGCUUGCAAGAAAUCAAAUGGACGUAAAAUUACUGCUAGUGGCGAUGGUACUUGGCAAAAGCGUGGCUUUUCAAGUUUACAUGGAGUCGUAGAAGUUUUGUCUAAUGGACCUACUGCAAAAGUUUUAGAUUUGGGACGAUUAUCAAAGAAAUGUUCGAUUUGUACAGGUCUACUGAGCAUUAAAUAUUCAGAUCCAAAACAAUAUUCAGAAAUUAAAAAUAAACAUCAAUGUGAAGUAAAUCACGUCGGCUCAUCCGCAUCCAUGGAAGUUGCUGGAAUUCAUCGUUUAUUUGCACGUUCUAAAAUGCUGUGCAACGUAAAAUAUGCACAUUAUAUCGGAGAUGGAGACGCAAAAGUCUUUCCUAAGCUAAUUAGUGAUCCUCCAUACGAAGAUGUAUCGAUUACAAAGAUAGAAGACGUGAAUCAUUUUUCAAAAAAGAUGCUACAUCGUCUUCAGAAGAUUGCAGAAUCUCUGAAAAAAAACAAUAUUGAUGGUAAACUUGGUAUACGUGGUUCGGGUCGAAUGAUUAAAAAAAUGAUGAUUAACUUUAAACAUUAUUAUCGCCUAGCUAUUGUAAGAAACAAAACAAAUCUCGAUGAUAUGGUGCGUGCAGUUUGGGCCAUUUGGAAACAUAAACCUUCUUCGAACUCAGAGCCACAUCAUGAAUGGUGUUCACCAAGUUAUUGUGGGUAUUUACAAGCAUUAGAGAAAGGUGAAGAGUAUGAUCAUACGCCACAUAGUUUGCCGUUAAAAAUAAUGAAAGCAAUUCGAUCGGCUUUUGAAGAAUUAGCUCAUCCUGAUACUUUGAAGAGAGUUCGCAAUGGUGGUUCUCAAAACGCGAAUGAAAGUUUUCAUUCGAUUUUAUGGAGUUUAGCACCCAAGAACCGUUACAGUACAGGUGUUAUGAUUGAUCUAUGUGUCGCAAUGGCUGUUUCAUUUUAUAAUGAUGGCUAUCAGUCAAUAAUACCGGUUCUAGCAGAAUUAACAGGAAACACUGGAUUUUUCACAAGAGUGGGCAUGAAGAGACUCGAUGAACGUCGCAUAUAUUAUGAGCAUAAAAGAAAAAGGAAAGCUGUACAAAAAUCCAAACAAAAUGAAGAAGCAUCUGAUUCGCUAAGUGAUCGAAUGAGUGUUGAUGAUAAUAGAGAUGAUCAAUUAGAUGACUCAUAUAUUCCUGGUGCAUAUUGA